AUGGUUAAAGGAAAGGGUUGUUUUGUCAAUUGGGCACCUCAACAGGAUGUGUUGGCUCACCCUGCUGUGGGAGGGUUCUGGACCCACAACGGUUGGAACUCAACGCUGGAGAGUAUAUGUGAAGGGGUACCAAUGCUAUGUUCGCCUAAUUUUGGAGACCAGAUGACUAACGCGAGGAUCGUGAGCCAUGUUUGGAAGGUGGGAUUGCAGCUUGAGAAUAAGUUGGAGAGAGGGGAGAUUGAGAGAAACAUAAGAAGACUAAUGGUUGAGAAAGAAGGAGAGGAGAUGAGAGAGAGGGUUGCUUCUUUGAAGGAGAAGGCAGAAGCCUGUGUCAAGAAAGGAGGUUCUUCCUAUGAGUCUCUAGAGGAUUUGAUAGCUCGGAUCUUGUCAUUUUGA
Molecule: messenger RNA, 396 nt
Organism: Telopea speciosissima
Lineage: Eukaryota; Viridiplantae; Streptophyta; Magnoliopsida; Proteales; Proteaceae
Product: UDP-glycosyltransferase 76B1-like
Exons: 1
Coding region: 1-396 (131 amino acids)
Molecular function (GO): UDP-glycosyltransferase activity
Source: RefSeq, a predicted model, not a curated record